Molecule: messenger RNA, 1172 nt
Organism: Dibothriocephalus latus
Lineage: Eukaryota; Metazoa; Platyhelminthes; Cestoda; Diphyllobothriidea; Diphyllobothriidae
Source: the annotation of a GenBank genome assembly
GCAAAAUGUGCGCUGCGAGUCACGCAAUACUCGACCGGCAUAAUGAAAUACAGUCUGGACAGUUUAUGAUUAGCAAACUGGAGGACUCUGAAAGCGAGUCCGAGGACGUUGAUGGCCAACUACUGGAAGAUUCGGAUCAUGUCAGCUCAGAGCGAGCCAAUGGUCUGCCCGAGUUCGAUAGUUUGCAGUCGCUUUUCAAAUGCUUGAGUGUUGCCUACGUGGAGAAUCUCACCUCCCCGCGCUGGAGCCACUUUAAGGGCGCAAAAUUUGCGCUGAAGAACAAAAUCCGUCUGAAUAACAUUAUUUGGCGAGAAUAUCACAUGCAAUAUGUGAAACAGCUGCGGCCCAUCAUUGUCCAGUUCCAAGUUCCACUCUGCGAUCCACUGCACAAUAAAGCUGAGGGCAUCGUGAUGGAGGGAAAAUUUUGGAAGAGACACACAAAAACACUUUGUAAUGAGUAUCGCCGGUGGAGGACCUUCUUCCGCGACCUGAAGUUGAGUAAGGAUAGGAAACCAGGGGCUGUACUAACAGCCGACCACGAGGCAGCCGCAUUGGAUUUCCAAAAUGCAUGCGAAUAUACCCCCAAGCCUUCAUUCCUUGAUGACUUCGAUCUGGCUAAUGAUAUCCUAAGGUCACCCAAUGCGAUUGAUCCGAACCUGCUGGAUGAGCUAAUGAUGGAUUUUGAGGGCAGUCUGGAUCAACCGGUGCCUCCCUCAAAUAUUGAUAGCAGCCCCUCACUGGAUGCCUCCUUUCAACUUCCCUGCAACGCCGAUUUUAAUGCCUCUUCCCAGUUGGCUCUACCCAACGCCACAUCAAGCCAGUCUCAUCCACAGACAGCCAACCAGAUCUUCUCUCCCUCUCAACAGUUCCCCCAGCGCCUGAAAGCCUGCGGUGGUUCCCUUUCGCCCCCCUAUUCACCUCAGCAGUCUAAUCAGGCCAUAGGAGUGGCUAGCAGCAAAAACCUCCGUGGCCGACACUCAGUGGGCAAGAAAGUGCAAUUUGGUGAGGCGAGUGUUAAUCGUGUCAGUCUGAUACAGAGCACUUCAUCUGAUCCCUGCGCCUGUAUGAACAGACCAGGACCUGAUCAGACCUAUCCCUUCCCCUCCCUUAAACGCCAGCUGACAUCCACCCUGCCCUCGUCCAAACUCACAGAGCAAGUGACGGAGAAAGCG